This is a messenger RNA of Fraxinus pennsylvanica, 342 nucleotides long. Lineage: Eukaryota; Viridiplantae; Streptophyta; Magnoliopsida; Lamiales; Oleaceae. The record is from the annotation of a GenBank genome assembly.
AUGGCUUCAUUUGAAGAGGCACCACCUGGAAACUCAAAGGCAGGAGAGAAAAUAUUCAAGACCAAGUGUGCCCAGUGUCACACUGUUGAAAAAGGCGCCGGCCACAAACAAGGUCCCAAUUUGAAUGGUCUCUUGGGAAGGCAAUCUGGAACAACGCCUGGUUAUUCCUACUCUGCUGCUAACAAAAACAUGGCUGUUAUUUGGGAGGAAAAGACACUGUACGAAUACUUGCUGAAUCCCAAGAAGUAUAUACCUGGAACAAAGAUGGUUUUCCCAGGCCUAAAGAAACCACAAGACCGUGCUGACCUCAUUGCUUAUCUGAAAGAGUCAACAUCUCAAUGA